This is a messenger RNA of Protopterus annectens (West African lungfish), 3657 nucleotides long. RefSeq names its product chromosome chr14.part0 C10orf95 homolog (gene CCHR14.PART0H10orf95). The transcript is spliced from 2 exons. NCBI's taxonomy places the organism in Eukaryota, Metazoa, Chordata, Ceratodontiformes, Protopteridae. The record is from RefSeq and is a predicted model, not a curated record. Bases 391 to 1068 code for a protein of 225 amino acids.
AGCAGGAAGAGAAGGAGUGUUUUUGGAAUUUCACUGGCUUCACUAACAGCAGCAGCAUGAAACCAACUCAAGGUUCAUCCACCAAACCAGCACAGUACAAAGGGAAACUUAGCUUCCAGGCAAAAAACACAGAAAUCUUCUUGUACUAACAGUCUAAAUUACAGCUUUCAUAAAUCAGUUCAGUAAAAUUUGGUGGCUUUAUCAUUAUUAGACGUCAACUGUUUUAAGACAAGUCACUUGUGAACAGUGUUUGGAUGAAACAAAAAAGGAAAAUGCCAAGCUUUUGAAGUUACAAAACAUAUAUGGGGAAGAACCCACCAAUUAAACGAAAAAGCCAAAACAAAGAAAUGUGAGUUGCUUCACAGUUCAUUAGGGUCUUAACCUUAUGCAAUGAACUAUUAUGGUUAUUUCCUUCCACACUACUACCCAAACAUGUACCUUUCAGCAAAUCGUUGUGUAUCGUAUGGACCAACACAGCAAGGAGAAUCUGCAGGUACAAGCUUCUUGCCUCCAAUCCAGUUGCACAACUUCUACAGUAGGCCAUUAACUUUCAUAGUGGAUAAUGGAAACAAUUAUCCAGAUGGUUCAGGAAGGCAUGUGGAGUAUCAUCAUUUUUACGGGGCUCCUCCCUACUCUGUGUCCCCCAAACCAUUCUGGUAUAUGCCCCAAGCAGUCAGCACCAUGCCUUACAUGUAUCACCAUUACAAAAACCAUGUCAGUCCUCUCUCAGCUGUUCAGUUACAAAAUAAAGAUAUUUGGCCAGAGGGUUUUACUUUGAAAGGAGAGUUACGCUGGGGUGUACUACAGCGAGUGUAUGGGUCUAAAAGAGAACUUCCUGACAUGGUAAAGGAUGAACUGCGACGUGUCUAUGGAACCUACCCUAAGAGCCUCAUCAGUAUCACUUACCAAAAUGGAGAGUACUUGGUCAAAGCUAAGCCCAAGGUGGGUGAGCAAGACUACACCAUAGAAAAGAAAGUGAUUCGGAAGCCUUCAACUCCAAGCUCUGUGGAAGGAGACAGCAUAAGCCAAGUUCAGGAAAAAAAGAAGAAAAAGAAAUCCAAACAGUGAAGAAAAACUAUACUAGUCCGCUAAUUUUACUAGGUUUCCAUACCACACACGAAUGUUUACAGUUUGAAGUAUAGUCUCUUGGUCACCACUAAUAAACUAAAAACAUAAUAUAAUACGCAGUAUAGACUCUGAGGUACACAUAAUGUGGAAGCAGACUCGUAGAUGGCAAAUAAUUCCUUUGUCCUCAAUGAAAUGCUACUUAAAGUAGAAAUGUGUGGUUUUGAAUUUUUACAAAAUAUUUAUCACAAUAUUAUUACAAUACUUGCUCCAAUGUUUGCAUUUAAAUUCUGUUUAGAUUAAUAUCUACAAUGAUAUUAUUCACAGUAGCAUGUUUCAUUUCAGUAGCCAGCAAAGAGGUGUCCACAUUACCUAAACCUAUCAGGAUGGACAUACCUCUACAGAAUGGGAUAUGGUUACUGAUGGCCAUCUGGGAAUGGAAGCAUUAAACACCCAGCAGUAAGUCUACAUCUCUAGGUGUGGUAACUAAGGAAAUAUCUAUUACAGUCUUGUUUCUAGCAGAAGCCAAAAUUAAGUAAGGACAAUAUCACUAAAUCUAUUUCCAGGAUCUGUGCAAGACAUGAAAUGUUGUAUUAUGAUCUGUCCUAGGAAAAUAUGAAGCAUAGUGGCAACUUUAUCUCUGGCUGAUAUGGCACAAAACUAUCACUACUGCAGUGUCUCAUUUAGUGAUCAGAUUUACUCUUUGAUGUGUCUGAAAUCUGCUUGCAUCUAGCCACCAUUUCUUAUCCUUCAAAGGUAAAGUCUGUGCUCCUGGAAGGAGACAGUAGGAGUUAUUCAUGUCAACAGACAUGGAAAUUAUCAAUUUCUGGCAAGAUUAAGAUACAUACCUAGAGAAAUCUGACACAUUGCUAGUCAAAAGAACAGAGGAACAUGAAGUGUUAGAUCAUAACAAAUUCCUCUUUGUAACAAUAUGUUGUACCUCUUUUGCAAAAUCCACUCAGCUGUUAAAUUGUCACUAUUAGUAAACUGAUAUUUGCUUUAAUCAGAUGUUCUUUAUAGGGGUUAAAAAUAAUCAGAUAAUAAACUGAAACUUGUUGUAAUCUGGUAUUCUUUAUAAUCGGUGUUUAGGUGUUAUCAUCUUGAUAUGGAAUCUGUCUUCAAAUCAUCCCCUCCCUCAAUAAUCUUGUCGGUAACUCAAAUUCGUCCCUGUUUGCACUUUUAAAUUUUAAAUUACAGAUCAUGGCAUAAAUAUACAUAGAAUGUGACAAGACAUCUCAGUGGCUAUACUUGAUGGAUUCCAGUAUGCUAAAAAUUGAAGGAUGUGUAGGAAAUGCAAUGAGGAAAUCACUCCUGUUAAUACUUUCAGACAUAUCUGUCAUACAGAUAAACGUAUAGUUCACUGUAGCAUCUCUCCUGCAAUACUCAGUUUCCUGGUCCAAUGACUAACUGCUGUUGCAGGUAUUACAACAAUAAAAUACUUACUUCCAGUGGCUGGGGACUGAUACUCACUCAAUACCUAUGAAGAAUUCACGAACUCUCAUACAGUUUUAGUCACAUAUGCAAUAGUGAAUGAGUAGCACAGACUGGUCUUUUUAAAUGAACAGUUGAAAGCUGAUAAUGAAAAUGUGGGGCCUGUCUUUAUACAUAUGUAUCUCCAAGACAAUAUCAGACUAGGUGGCUAUUACUUGCAAAAAAUAGUUUUAUUUCACAGUAUAAACUAUGAAAAAUAUCUAACAAUAUCUGGAGCUACUAAGAAAAGAAAAAUAAAUUCUUCAAAUGAGAUGCGGCCUUCUGUGUUUGAAACAAGAACAUGCAAACAAAGCAGAGGGCUGUUGAUGUUAAUAAACUAAAAAAAAUGCCAAUACAGGCAGAUUAUACCAUUGAACAGAAUUUAUUUAACACAAUUAAGGAUGUUCAUCUUCAGCAAUUAACAAAUACUGCUUUAGAAUUAAAACUCAUUUAAAUACACAUCCUUAAACUAUGCUAAAUAACUACAUGACCUCAUUUUAGUGACCUGAUGAUUACAAAGCUUAUGUACAUUAGUGUAAACAUAAUUUCCUAAAAACAAACUACAUUAAAACUUUUGUUUGAUGUGAUUAAAAGAAAAAUAAUACAAUAAAAACAAGCGCAUAAUAGAAUUAUCCUUGGAGGUAACUCCGCCUUAGAACUAAAAAAAAUCUAUUUUUUCACUCUACCUCUGCUUUUUUAACAUCUCAAAAUCACUCUGCUUCUUACAGAAUUUUAAUAUGUUUUCUGCAAAAUGGCUUGACAUAUCAAUGCAAUUUUAUUUUUCUUCAAGCCUUUCUCUGCAACGGGGCUGCUUCCUUUAUUUCUUGAAUGGCCCUCAUUUGUGUGUGUCUCAGGCCUUGUUUUACAGUAUACUAAGGAGUUGUACAGCUGCAACCAAAACAGUUGCUAAACUGCAGGCCUUUGUUCAAAGUCUCUUUUUGUAGUCCAAGAUGAAUUGACAGCCCCUCCCCCUACACUUUGGUAAAUGUGCCGAUACUUUACAAGAAUUUCAAGAACAAAUAUUUUCAGACUUUUGUCUAAAUGUCACAGACAGCUUCGAUACUACGUUCAAGUCAUCUUAAAAUGUAAACUAGUAUAAACAACAAACCUUUAAAGUUUAAA